Molecule: messenger RNA, 947 nt
Organism: Porites evermanni
Lineage: Eukaryota; Metazoa; Cnidaria; Anthozoa; Scleractinia; Poritidae
Source: the annotation of a GenBank genome assembly
UCUUCAGAAUCAUUUUGCACUGAUAUAAAUGGAAACAGUAUCAAAAAUGGAGCUUCUUUUGUGCCAAAGCCAAAGGAGGACAAUUUUUGUCUGCAUUGCACCUGUAGUUUUGGCCAGGCCGAAGAUUGUAUUAAAGCAGAAUGUGCGAUUCCAACAUGCAAGAAUUACAAACCUGUUCCUGGGAAAUGCUGUUCCUAUACAUGUCCUUCAGGUAAAGAGAAAUACUAAAUGUAGAGAUCAAACUAUACUGUAUCCAGGGUCACUUUUUCGAAAUGCAUCAGUUAACUAUUUUCCUGUAAUCCAAUAAUUGGAUUACAGGAAAAACCACCUAGAAAAAGUUGACCAAUAAAAUAUUAUUGGUCAACUUUUUCUAGGUGGCCCUUGUUACAGUAGUGGUACUAUUAAACUUGCAGUUAGAUUGAGUUGAUUUUUAUUUUUGCUUGCACAAACCUUGUGAUUCUGAAGCUAGGGACAUCUCAUACACCAUCAUCCUAUUAUUUUUUUAAUAUGCUGUGGGACGAAAUUGUGGCUUGUUCCACUCACUUGAGAGCUUCAUUUUUGUGGUGAAAGUUGUGAGGACGGCUUGUGUUGAGCCUAUGCUGUAUGUCGCAUUGUGCUUGGAAUCUUCAAUGAUCUUCCAAAUUAAGUUGCAAUUCCUAAUCGUAAGACAACCUUUAAUUAAAUGAUAAAAAAUAGGGCAACUGAAAAUAUGUCAUGACAUCCUUGUUAAAUUAUUUGAGUUGUGAAAUGCAUUUGAAAAUUUCUACUUUUCUUUUUGAACAGGUGCAAAUUCAGAGGCUGCGGAGUUAGCGAUUAUCAUCAGUUUAUCCGUGGGACUCUUACUACUGCUUAUCCUCCUCAUAGUUGUCAUUGAUAGAAAUCGGAAGAAAAAUCAAAGAAAUCAGACAAGAAAUGAAGUGCUGGAACAGUCACAAAAUUUAAGGCCA